This is a messenger RNA of Parathielavia appendiculata, 618 nucleotides long. RefSeq lists its product as uncharacterized. The record is from RefSeq and is a predicted model, not a curated record. NCBI's taxonomy places the organism in Eukaryota, Fungi, Ascomycota, Sordariomycetes, Sordariales, Chaetomiaceae. The transcript has 2 exons. The annotation marks the transcript as partial.
AUGACGGCCAACCAGUUAGCGCCUGCCUUGCCGCCGCUCCGUUGCCGCUGGUCUCAUCUGCAAGAGGAGGAGCGCGACCGCCGCCUUGCUGCAGUCGGCUUGGUCGUAAAUACUCCUGAGCGCGCGUUGAUCUGCCGCCCAUGUGGUUACGCCUUGCAGCCAAACGGCGACUGCGUGACACGCCAUCUCGCCGACAAGCAUGCCAUCCCGAAGCACUUGCGGGACGGCCUCUUCUUCUUCAUCCGCUCCCUAUCUCUUCCGGAUCCAAACACGCUCCCCCUCCGCCCCGACUGGUCGCCGGCUCACCCGGAUCUGGCUUCUUGUACUGGCGUCGCCUGCCGUCACUGCGCCUACCGGACUACCAGCGUCGAUCUCAUUACGCGGCAUCUAGCGAAAGCCCACAACCGCCGCCGGGACCCGAGGCGGACGGGCUGGCUGCGCGACGAGAUCUUCCAGGACGUCUCCCUGCAGAGCUGGACCCAAAACGGCGCCCGCGGGUACUGGAUCGCUGCAGAUAGCAUAAGUCCGCCUAGUCUAGCGCUACAAACGAAUUGGAUGCGGCGGACCGGCUGGCUAGAAACCUUUGACGGAGCGAGCCGUGACGUUCUCGUCAGGCUU